AUGUUAGAAAAUAAAAAGCUAUCAAGUAUCGCAGAAUUAUAUCAACACAUGAAGCCAUUGGAACAAGCGUUUCCGCGCAUCAUGUCAAUGGUUCAAGCUGCACUUACGAUCCCGGUGUCAUCUUCGACUUGUGAACGUGUCUUUUCGAAAAUGAAUUUAAUCAAAACACGUAUACGAAAUAGUAUGGCUGAUGAACGAUUAGGUGAUCUUUGUAUUUUGUCAAUUGAACGUGAUUACGAAAUCAACUUUGAACAAGUUAUUGAUCAGUUUUCAGUUGUGCAUAAAAAUAGUAGAAUUAUGCUGUGCUAG
Messenger RNA from Rotaria socialis, 309 nucleotides. Lineage: Eukaryota; Metazoa; Rotifera; Eurotatoria; Philodinida; Philodinidae. The record is from the annotation of a GenBank genome assembly.